AUGGCCUACCAGCCUGCUAUCAUGAGCGUCUCUUUAGGGCGAGCAUGGCUCCAUGAUUUUGAAUACAAGAUGGGCCAAGCUUCAAAAGCAGGUUUCAAAGGAAUAGAAAUCUUCUAUGAGGACCUCGAUUAUUUCGCAAGAAAUAUCUCUAAAAACGACACUCCAACAGCCGAUCAGCUGCUCCAAGCAGCAGAUGAGAUUCAGUCAAUCUGUCAAGCCCACGCCCUCGAUAUCAUCACGCUGCAACCGUUCCUCUCCUACGAGGGACUCAAAGACCGAGUGCAGCAUGCAAAGCUUAUCGAAAAGAUGAAACUCUGGCUUCAGCUCGCUAAACGCUUAAACACCACCACCAUUCAAAUACCCGCCAAUUUUCUCCCAGCAGACGAACUCACAGACAACAUUGACGUCAUAGUUGCCGAUCUGAGGCAACUGGCAGAUAUGGGCGCAGCCGAAACUCCUGUUAUCCGCUAUGCAUAUGAGAAUCUCUGCUGGAGUACAAUCAACGACACCUGGGAGAAAGUCUGGGAUAUGGUCAAGGGUGUUGAUCGACCUAAUUUCGGCAUAUGUCUUGACACAUUCAACAUCGCGGGGAGAGUGUGGGCCGAUCCCGCCUCGCAGACUGGCAAGACAGUCAAUGCGGAUUCGGAUUUGAAGGAGUCUCUCGAGCGAAUGGUAGCUGAGAUUGAUGUCACAAAGGUAUUUUAUCUUCAGGUUGUGGAUGCAGAGAGGAUGGAAUCGCCACUAGUGCCUGGUCAUCCCUUCCACGUGGAAGGCCAGCCAGCGCGAAUGAAUUGGUCGCGGAAUGCGAGAGCAUAUAUGUACGAGGAUGACCGCGGAGCAUAUCUGCCAGUCGAGGAUGUUGCAAGGACCAUUGUGUCAGGAUUGGGAUACAAGGGAUGGGUUUCGAUGGAGUUGUUUUCGAGAACGAUGGCUGAAAAGGGUCAGCAUGUACCUGAUCAGCAUGCGCAGAGGGGCAUCGUGUCUUGGAAGAAGCUACAGGAGAGACUUCAUCUCAAUUAA
Molecule: messenger RNA, 1020 nt
Organism: Penicillium vulpinum
Lineage: Eukaryota; Fungi; Ascomycota; Eurotiomycetes; Eurotiales; Aspergillaceae
Product: sugar phosphate isomerase/epimerase family protein
Exons: 1
Coding region: 1-1020 (339 amino acids)
Source: RefSeq, a predicted model, not a curated record